UAUCAUACUCCGUUUAGCAUCCUGGGACCACCUGAGGAUGCUGUCCUGGCUUCUUGUCUUCUCUACCUUGGUUCUUCCGGCAUGGGGUGUUUCCUCCUGGGAAAACCCACAGACUAACCAGGUGUCAGAAGGGCUGCAGCAACUGUUUGGCAACAUCUCCCAGCUCUUUGAGAAAGGCGUACUGGGUCGUGAUGAUUUCUUCAUCAUGGUUUCUCGUGAGGAAUGGGGGGCAAAAGCAAUUGGCUGCAUCUCCAAGCUGAGCAGGCCAGUGGAUGUCCUUGUCGUACACCAUAUCCCUGGACUAGAGUGCCACAACAAAACUGUCUGUAGCCAGAAGCUUCGGGAACUUCAGGCCUAUCACAUCCACAACAGCUGGUGUGAUGUGGCCUACAAUUUCCUGGUUGGGGAUGAUGGCAGAGUGUAUGAAGGUGUUGGUUGGAAUGUCCAAGGCUCUCACGACCAGGGCUACAACAACAUCUCCUUAGGUGUUGCCUUCUUUGGCACCCAGGAAGGCCAUAGUCCCAGCCCUGUUGCUCUGUCAGCCAUGAAGGGCCUGAUUUCCCAUGCUGUGAUGAAGGGCCACUUGUCAUUCAAGUACAUCCAGCCAUUUCUUGUGAAAAGUGAAGACUGCCUGGUACCUCCACAGAAAGGGAAACAGAAGAAAGCUAAUUGUCCCCAUAUAAUUCCACGUUCUGUUUGGGGGGCAAGAGAGUCCCACUGCUCCAAGAUGACCCUCCCUGCAAAGUAUGCCAUCAUCCUUCACACUGCUGGGAGAACAUGCAGUCAGCCUGACGAGUGUCGCCUGCUGGUCCGAGAUCUCCAGUCCUUCUUCAUGGACAGGCUAAGCGCAUGUGACAUUGGGUAUAACUUCCUUGUGGGCCAGGAUGGUGGUGUUUAUGAAGGGGUGGGCUGGAAUAACCAAGGCUCCAAGACUGAUGGCUACAAUGACAUCGCUUUGAGCAUUACUUUCAUGGGCACCUUCACAGGUUCCUCACCCAAUGCAGCUGCAUUGGAGGCAGCCCAGGACUUGAUCCAGUGUGCUGUGGUCAAGGGGUACCUGACCCCCAACUACCUGCUAAUGGCCCACAGUGAUGUGUCCAACACUCUGUCUCCUGGGCAGGCAUUGUACAACAUUAUCAAGACAUGGCCUCACUUCAAGCACUAAGGGAAGCCCUAGCCCUAUCUGAGGUUGAGCUUCCUCCUUCUGGGUGUCUGUCUUUACCUCUCACGUUGGAUUAGUAUCUCUGACCUCUCAUUUCAAAAACUUUACCUUGUUCAUUUCCCCAGUUGGGAUGACCUUGCCCUCUCUUGGUGACACCUACCAGUGUCCCCCAAGUUUUGCACUUACAGUCCCUUGAGUCUGAGUCAAGUCUCUUCUCUCCUGGGUACUUGUCUACUUAGCCAGGUGAGGUAAUUAGCUGGUUCUUGUCAUACCUCCUUCCCUAGUUGUCUGCCCCUCUGCCUGGUACCUAUGCUCUGGUAGUUUCCAGUGCUCAUCUAUGGCCCAGGGAGAGUGUCCUCACCUCCUCUGCUCCCACAUUCACUUGUUCGUAUGUGAAUGCUCCCUUGCAAACAUGUAGGUCCUAUUGUAGGUUGUGAGUUUUUCCAGGCCAGAAUUUUCUUUAUCAUUGGGUAGCUUGUGUCAGCUCCCAAUAUGUGUUUAAAUGUUAAUAGAUGUUAUGGAUGUUUGUUUGAGAAAUGGAGGAACAAGUUAAAGUCCCCCGUCCUUUUCUAAAAGUUUGCCGUCACCCCUCUGUGGAAGCCUUGCUGUCCAGUGUCCCAUCCUGCCAUUAUUCUCAGCGCUGGUACUUCUUGGUUGGAGGCUCAGAGCUGGCUGUGGUGACUUGUCCAUAACUGGUGCCAUGUCUCUGAAGUCCUGUGCCGUUGUAUCCAUAGAACACCCUGAGUGCAAGGACAACACGCUCCUCCAGCAGCAAGGCAGACUGCCAACACUUGCUGCCCAGUACUGUGGCCUGCCUUUGCCGGGAUGCAUCCUGCUGGGCUCUGAAACCCUCCUACAUUCAUCAUUUGUUGUCAGCACAUGAAGACUUAUUUCAUCUGUGUUUUUCUGAAAAAAAAAAAGGGAGAGUAAGAGGGAAAGAGGAGAGAUGAAUAAAAGGUAUAUAGUGUAGAGACUGUACUGUUAGUUUUGAUAAAAUGAAGCUUUAUCUUAUUUUAUAUGCUUUUGUUGCUCUUAUUUUAGUAAAAACAAAUAUUAAACUCUC
This is a messenger RNA of Grammomys surdaster, 2225 nucleotides long. RefSeq names its product peptidoglycan recognition protein 4 (gene Pglyrp4). Bases 38 to 1165 code for a protein of 375 amino acids. Gene Ontology annotation, biological process: peptidoglycan catabolic process. The record is from RefSeq and is a predicted model, not a curated record. Gene Ontology annotation, molecular function: N-acetylmuramoyl-L-alanine amidase activity; zinc ion binding. NCBI's taxonomy places the organism in Eukaryota, Metazoa, Chordata, Mammalia, Rodentia, Muridae. The transcript is spliced from 9 exons.